AUGGCAUUCAAUAGUCGUGCCGAGAUGUUUCCAUUUCCAUACUCUAUUGAUCCGAUGCCUCGAGGGAUGAGAGAAGGUCUCAUUGGCGUGGCCAUCUUCGCGACCUUUUCCGUCCUCUCGACCUCUGUGCUCAUAGCGUUGAUUGCGCACUGCCUCUACACCUGGAGGUAUUGCUACAGGCAAUACAUUCAGGCGAACCAAUAUGUGCUUUUCAUUUUGAAUCUUCUCAUUGCAGACUUUCAACCGGCACUGGCGCUCAUGAUCUCAUGGCAUUGGGUCGGCUUAGGCAAGAUCAUAGCUCCAACGACAGCCUGUUUUACACAGGCUUGGUUUCUACACAUUGGGGACGUCGCCAGCGGAGCUUUUGUCCUCGCCGUCGCCGUUCAUACGAACAUUGUUGCGAUCUGGAUCUUCGCCAUAGUAAUGACGAACAUUGGCCCCAUCCUACACAAGAAUUCUUUUUUCACUCGGGCAGGAGCUUGGUGUUGGGUUUCUCCGAAAUACGAGUCCGAGCGUCUCUUCUUUCACUACUUGUGGAUCUUCAUCGACCAAGCGUCAACCCUCCGCAUUUAUCUGUACCUCUUUCAUCGAAUGCGGAAUCAGCUGCAAGACCCAAAAAGCGGUCUAUCAUACGAGUCGGCCACCACGAAGAGCUUGUGGAGAGCUACCUGGUACAUGUUUCUGUAUGCAGGUGCAUAUCUCGUUCUAAUCAGCCCACUCGCCAUCGGUAGCAUGAUCGCAAUGAGUGGUUACACCCUCCCAGACGCAUACUUGCUGGUCGCUGGAUGCGUCAUGACGUCCUGCGGGUGUGUCGAUGUCCUUACGUACACCUACACACACAGGACUCUGGUCAGUUCUGCCCCGGAAGUCUCUGAACAACAACGCCGGUCAGCGUCGCCACCACGACACAUAAUCAAAGAUAGCAUCGAACUGCAUGGCCUUGGAUUGGAGACGGAGAUCACCGGCCCUGUCAGGGCGGUUCCAGCAAAAUAUCAAAAGGGUGUCCGGAGUCACGAGGACCUUACGUUCCCACCCACCGUCGCACGGCAUGCCUUAAGCGCUGAGCCUGCAGUCGAUACGCGCCAUGAUACAGGUGGAUUCAAUUUUGAGUUAAGAUAA
Molecule: messenger RNA, 1119 nt
Organism: Mytilinidion resinicola
Lineage: Eukaryota; Fungi; Ascomycota; Dothideomycetes; Mytilinidiales; Mytilinidiaceae
Exons: 3
Coding region: 1-1119 (372 amino acids)
Biological process (GO): adenylate cyclase-activating G protein-coupled receptor signaling pathway
Cellular component (GO): plasma membrane
Molecular function (GO): G protein-coupled receptor activity
Source: RefSeq, a predicted model, not a curated record